This is a messenger RNA of Ichthyophthirius multifiliis, 1209 nucleotides long. RefSeq lists its product as hypothetical. The record is from RefSeq and is a predicted model, not a curated record. The transcript is spliced from 6 exons. Lineage: Eukaryota; Ciliophora; Oligohymenophorea; Hymenostomatida.
AUGCUUUACAAACAUAAUCUUAAUUCUUAAUUUAUACAUAUUUUAAUUUAUAUUUUAUAAAAUAAUUUUGUUUUUCUUUAAUUUACUUUUAUAAAUAUUAUCAUUAAUACUUAUAUUUAUAAUUUUUUAAAAUUAAUUUUAAUCAUCCUAAACUAGGUAAAACCUAAUAAAAAUGAAAAACCUUUUAAUUAACAUCGUAAGCUGCAACUUCUGUAUUGCAUUAACUGCAUUCAGCAAUAAAAUGAAUUGCAAAAGUUUCUUAAAAAUUUAUUUAUUUUUACAUUUUUUACAAUCAAAGCUCUAUAUUAAUUCUCAUAAAUCUCAUGCCUUUAACAAUCAUAACAUAAUUAAGUAAAACAUUUUGGACAACUUAAGAUAGUAUUUUAUUUAUUUAAGGAUUUUUAAACCCAUUAUUCAUCUUAUUCAUCCUAUAUAGGAUUAAAGAAUUACUCUUCACUCUUAAUUUACUUUAUCAUUUCUUUAUAUUUGUUAUUUUCAACUUCAUUUUCUACAUCUUCCUCUUCUUCUUAACUUGAAUUAUCAAAAACUACAUUUUUGAAAUCCUUUUAUUAUUCUUUUAUUUCUUUGUUCAAGUAGAAAGAUCUAAAUAGAAAGGAUUUACAUUUAGUUUAGGACGUUAAGUUAAAAAUAAAAAUAUUAAAAUCAAAUUACUUAUAUCUUCCAUUUUUUAUAUAUAAUAAAACAAAACAAAAAAACAGGAAAUAAAAAAUAAUGGAUAUUCUACACAAAAUUAUUUUAAAACACCAGGACCUGGAUAAUACGAUCUUGAUGAUUUUUAAAAUAGCAGACAAUUUUAUUAUACUUUUGGAUAAAAGCUAUUAACAAAGAAUGAAUAAACUGAUACCUGGACCAGGUACAUAUGAAGUUAAAGGAUUAAAUAAAUUUGGAAAUUAUUUUGUUUCGAAAUUUUAAGGAAGCAAGACAUCAGUUAUUUCACCUCCAUUAAAAUCAAGAUAUGAUUAAUAUCAUAUUAAUAAAUUAAAUGAAAUUCCCGGACCAGGCUAAUAUGAACAAUAUAUAAAAUAAUAAGGACAUUAAUUUGCUUAAAAAUUCAAAUCAACUUUCGGAGGGAAGUUUUCAAAUGAAUAAAGAAUGUUUACAAUCGGAUCUAAAUUUAUAGUACCAGGGCCUGGUAGUUAUAAUAUCAGAAAAAAUAUAAUUUUAAAAUAAGAUAAAAAAGUUAAAUGA